Myzus persicae (green peach aphid) is the source of this 825-nucleotide messenger RNA. RefSeq names its product 40S ribosomal protein S9 (gene RpS9). The record is from RefSeq and is a predicted model, not a curated record. NCBI's taxonomy places the organism in Eukaryota, Metazoa, Arthropoda, Insecta, Hemiptera, Aphididae. Gene Ontology annotation, biological process: positive regulation of translational fidelity; translation. The transcript has 5 exons. Gene Ontology annotation, cellular component: cytosolic small ribosomal subunit. Gene Ontology annotation, molecular function: rRNA binding; structural constituent of ribosome. The coding region runs from base 152 to 745 and encodes 197 amino acids.
CCACCAGUCAACGAUCACUCAAUAGCGCUGAGCCUGACGUGGUGGCGUUCACUCGGCAUUACAUUCGCUCUGUUCUUUUUGGAUGCGCACGUUCGACGGUCAAGUCCUGCCGAUAGUUUUCUUCUUUUUGCUUUUCAGAUAACUAUUCAACAUGGUUAACGGACGCAUCCCGUCCGUGUACAGUAAAACGUACGUGACACCUCGUCGUCCGUAUGAGAAAGCACGUUUGGACCAGGAAUUGAAGAUCAUCGGAGAGUAUGGUCUGAGGAACAAACGUGAAGUGUGGCGUGUGAAAUACACAUUGGCCAAGAUCCGUAAAGCCGCUCGUGAACUGUUGACCCUCGAAGAGAAGGAUCAAAAACGUCUUUUCGAAGGUAACGCUUUGUUGCGUAGGUUGGUUCGUAUUGGAGUAUUAGACGAAGGCCGUAUGAAGCUUGAUUACGUUUUGGGUUUGAAAAUUGAAGAUUUCUUGGAACGCAGACUUCAAACUCAGGUGUUCAAAUUGGGAUUAGCCAAAUCCAUUCAUCAUGCACGAGUUUUGAUCCGUCAAAGACAUAUUCGUGUGCGCAAGCAAGUAGUAAAUGUACCAUCAUUCAUCGUUCGUUUGGACUCUCAGAAACACAUUGACUUCUCUCUGAAAUCACCAUUCGGUGGUGGCCGUCCAGGACGUGUAAAGAGGAAGAACUUGAGGAAGGCCAAGACUGCCAAGGACGAUGGCAAUGCUGCCGAAGAAGAAGAAGAUUAAUCUUUUUAAUCAUUCCUCUUGCUCUGUACAUUGUAUUUUUAAUAAAAGAAAAUAUACUGACAACUAAUUUUAUUUGGUCA